Messenger RNA from Homo sapiens (human), 8987 nucleotides. It is a transcript of the gene MTMR3, whose product is annotated as myotubularin related protein 3. Gene Ontology annotation, molecular function: molecular adaptor activity; protein phosphatase binding; metal ion binding. Lineage: Eukaryota; Metazoa; Chordata; Mammalia; Primates; Hominidae. The transcript is spliced from 20 exons. Bases 324 to 3920 code for a protein of 1198 amino acids. The record is from RefSeq and is marked reviewed. Gene Ontology annotation, biological process: phosphatidylinositol dephosphorylation; phosphatidylinositol biosynthetic process; midbody abscission. Gene Ontology annotation, cellular component: cytosol; membrane.
GCUCUGUGUGGCCGCUGCCGCCAUGUUGUUGUGGUUGUGAGAAGGCGGCGGCGGCGGCGGAGUAGCAGCCGGACGAGACGUCCCAGCGGCUCAGGCGCUGCCCAGCGCCGGCCCUGGCAGGGAGCCUGGUGGGGUGGCGGAGGGGGAGACUGUGCCGUGGAGGGCCUCGCCAUGUCCUGCUGCCCGACUUCCUUGUGAAACCUCCUAGUAGAAAAAGUUCUUGGGACAAACUUCAUUUGACUUCACCAUAAGGGAAAGAAGAGAGCCUUGUUGGACACUGAAGAAGGGACGGGGAUUUCUCCUCCUAAUCUGGGCCUCUUGUCAUGGAUGAAGAGACUCGGCACAGCCUUGAGUGCAUCCAGGCCAAUCAGAUCUUUCCCAGGAAGCAGCUGAUCCGGGAGGAUGAGAAUCUUCAGGUUCCUUUCCUUGAACUUCAUGGAGAGAGCACAGAGUUUGUGGGCCGUGCCGAGGAUGCCAUCAUUGCCCUUUCCAAUUACAGACUUCACAUCAAGUUCAAGGAGUCUCUUGUUAAUGUUCCAUUACAGCUUAUAGAAAGUGUUGAAUGCCGAGAUAUAUUUCAGCUUCAUUUGACUUGCAAAGACUGCAAAGUUAUCAGGUGUCAGUUUUCAACCUUUGAGCAGUGUCAAGAGUGGCUGAAGAGACUGAACAACGCAAUCCGACCACCUGCUAAAAUAGAAGAUCUCUUCUCAUUUGCAUACCAUGCUUGGUGCAUGGAGGUCUAUGCCAGUGAAAAAGAGCAACAUGGAGACCUGUGCAGACCAGGGGAGCAUGUAACUUCAAGGUUUAAAAACGAGGUGGAGAGGAUGGGUUUUGAUAUGAACAACGCCUGGAGGAUUUCCAACAUCAAUGAGAAGUACAAAUUAUGUGGUAGCUAUCCUCAAGAGCUCAUAGUGCCUGCCUGGAUCACUGACAAAGAACUGGAAAGUGUAUCAAGUUUCAGGUCCUGGAAGCGCAUCCCUGCCGUCAUCUACAGGCACCAGAGCAAUGGAGCUGUCAUUGCCCGCUGUGGACAGCCAGAGGUUAGCUGGUGGGGCUGGCGAAAUGCAGAUGAUGAGCAUCUGGUACAGUCAGUAGCCAAAGCUUGUGCCUCUGACUCCCGAUCGAGUGGCAGCAAGCUGUCAACUAGGAACACUUCUCGAGACUUUCCCAAUGGGGGAGACCUUUCUGACGUGGAGUUCGAUUCUUCUCUGUCAAAUGCUUCAGGAGCAGAGAGUUUAGCCAUCCAACCGCAGAAGCUUUUGAUCUUGGAUGCACGCUCCUAUGCAGCUGCUGUGGCAAACCGAGCCAAAGGAGGAGGCUGCGAAUGCCCAGAGUAUUACCCAAACUGUGAAGUUGUGUUUAUGGGGAUGGCAAACAUUCAUUCUAUUCGGAGGAGUUUUCAGUCUCUGCGGUUGCUGUGCACUCAGAUGCCAGAUCCGGGAAAUUGGCUAUCAGCUCUUGAAAGCACAAAAUGGCUCCAUCACUUGUCUGUGCUUCUGAAAUCAGCGCUUCUGGUAGUGCAUGCUGUGGAUCAGGAUCAGCGGCCGGUGCUAGUACACUGCUCAGAUGGCUGGGACCGCACCCCCCAGAUUGUGGCAUUGGCUAAGCUCUUGCUGGACCCUUAUUACCGAACCAUAGAGGGUUUCCAGGUCCUCGUGGAAAUGGAGUGGCUGGAUUUUGGCCAUAAAUUUGCUGACCGGUGUGGUCAUGGGGAGAACUCGGAUGAUCUGAAUGAACGUUGCCCAGUGUUUCUGCAGUGGCUUGACUGUGUUCAUCAGCUUCAGAGGCAAUUUCCUUGCUCUUUUGAGUUCAAUGAAGCAUUCCUUGUGAAACUGGUGCAGCAUACCUAUUCCUGCCUGUUUGGAACAUUCCUGUGCAACAACGCCAAGGAGAGAGGGGAAAAGCAUACUCAGGAACGGACAUGUUCCGUGUGGUCACUUCUUCGGGCAGGCAACAAGGCUUUCAAAAACCUACUGUAUUCCUCUCAGUCAGAAGCCGUGCUGUACCCUGUGUGCCAUGUGCGUAACCUGAUGCUGUGGAGUGCAGUGUACCUGCCCUGCCCAUCCCCAACCACCCCUGUGGACGACAGCUGUGCACCAUACCCAGCCCCAGGCACCAGCCCUGAUGAUCCCCCCCUGAGCCGGCUACCAAAGACUAGAUCAUACGACAAUCUGACCACAGCCUGUGACAACACAGUGCCUCUGGCCAGCCGGCGCUGCAGCGACCCCAGCCUGAACGAGAAGUGGCAGGAGCACCGGCGCUCACUAGAGCUGAGCAGCCUGGCUGGCCCUGGAGAGGAUCCCCUUUCUGCCGACAGCCUAGGGAAGCCCACCAGAGUGCCGGGGGGUGCCGAGCUUUCUGUUGCAGCCGGAGUAGCUGAGGGGCAGAUGGAGAACAUCUUGCAGGAGGCCACCAAAGAGGAGAGUGGAGUAGAGGAACCUGCCCACAGGGCAGGCAUUGAGAUACAGGAGGGUAAAGAGGACCCUCUCUUAGAAAAGGAGAGCAGGAGGAAGACACCUGAGGCCUCAGCCAUUGGACUUCACCAAGACCCAGAACUGGGUGAUGCUGCUCUGAGGAGCCAUCUGGAUAUGAGCUGGCCUCUGUUCUCACAGGGCAUUUCUGAACAGCAGAGUGGGCUCAGUGUUCUCCUCAGUUCUCUCCAGGUCCCCCCCAGGGGAGAGGAUUCCCUGGAGGUCCCUGUGGAGCAGUUUCGAAUAGAAGAGAUUGCAGAGGGUAGGGAGGAAGCAGUUCUUCCAAUCCCAGUAGAUGCAAAAGUUGGCUAUGGUACCUCACAGUCAUGUUCUCUGCUACCUUCCCAAGUCCCUUUUGAGACCAGAGGACCAAACGUGGACAGUUCUACAGACAUGUUAGUGGAAGAUAAGGUGAAGUCAGUAAGUGGGCCCCAAGGUCAUCAUAGAUCUUGCCUUGUAAAUAGUGGCAAGGACAGGCUUCCUCAGACCAUGGAACCCAGCCCUUCAGAGACAAGCCUGGUCGAGAGGCCCCAAGUGGGGUCUGUGGUGCAUAGGACUUCCCUUGGCAGCACUCUCAGCCUGACACGUUCCCCUUGUGCCUUGCCUUUAGCCGAAUGUAAAGAGGGGCUUGUGUGCAAUGGUGCCCCAGAGACUGAAAACAGGGCCUCAGAGCAGCCCCCAGGUCUUAGCACCCUCCAGAUGUACCCCACACCCAAUGGGCAUUGCGCCAAUGGGGAGGCUGGUAGGAGCAAGGACUCACUGAGCCGUCAGCUGUCUGCUAUGAGCUGCAGCUCUGCCCACUUACACUCAAGGAACUUGCACCACAAGUGGCUGCAUAGCCACUCAGGAAGGCCAUCUGCAACCAGCAGCCCCGACCAGCCUUCCCGCAGCCACCUGGACGAUGAUGGCAUGUCAGUGUACACAGACACGAUCCAACAGCGCCUGCGUCAGAUUGAGUCAGGCCACCAGCAGGAAGUAGAAACUUUGAAGAAACAAGUCCAGGAGCUGAAGAGUCGCCUGGAGAGCCAGUACCUGACCAGCUCCCUACACUUUAAUGGAGACUUUGGGGAUGAGGUGACUUCAAUCCCCGACUCGGAAAGCAAUCUGGAUCAGAACUGUUUGUCUCGCUGCAGCACAGAGAUUUUCUCUGAAGCCAGCUGGGAGCAGGUGGAUAAACAGGACACAGAGAUGACCCGUUGGCUUCCUGACCACCUGGCCGCCCACUGCUAUGCGUGCGACAGUGCCUUCUGGCUUGCCAGCAGGAAGCACCACUGCAGGAAUUGUGGGAACGUAUUCUGCUCCAGUUGUUGUAACCAGAAGGUUCCAGUUCCCAGCCAGCAGCUCUUUGAACCCAGUCGAGUAUGCAAGUCUUGCUAUAGCAGCCUACAUCCCACAAGCUCCAGCAUUGACCUUGAACUGGAUAAGCCCAUUGCUGCCACUUCCAACUGAAGCUCAGUGACCUGGGUGGGCAGUGGCCAAGCUGCUGUUCCUAUGACAGGCCCACUCAACCUGGGCAGACCGAGAGGCCCGUGCACUUUGGAAUGGGAGCGUGGAACCACCUGUACAGAGUGACAGAUUUGGGAUGCACCACUGGAUUGUAGAUUGAUUUUUCUUUCCUGUCCCCCUACUCCCUCCCUACCUUUUCCAUCCUCCUCCUCUGCCUUCAAAAAAGGAAACUUUCCCUUGGUUGUCUUAAUUUUUUUUUUUUUUGAUGGAAGACCAAGGGUUGCCAGGCCCACUGUAACUGCCGAGCUGCCUGCUGUCACGUGACACUGAGGGAUGGCUUGUUUCUUCCGGGUGGGAGGAUGGUGGUCAGAGCCAGGAGUAUGGAGAUCUGAGACCGUGAGCAGGGAAGAAAGCCAGUGCUAACAUGCAACCAUUCCUCACGCCACCGCCACAUCAGAGCUGGUUGGGAACCCUUUGCUGCUGGGGAGGCUGGAAGCAUAUUCCCCAAGAGCACUGCCCUGGGCAUCAUCUCCCUCCUGCGAGGAGCUGAGCCAGUCCCCUCACAGAUGGAUAAAUGAGGCUGAUGUUUGGAGGGAGAGGCACACGGUAAAUGGCAUCCCCUUAGGCGCCUCUUUGGGAAAGGAAAGUGGAUGCUCCUUUGAGGCAGGCGAGGGGCUGGGAGUGGGUAGCCGUCAUGUUGUCCCCCGUGGGAUCCCAUUUUUAACUUGACCCAGAUUGUCUUGGGCUCCUUUUACUUUCAGGGGGCUGCUUUCCUGGGCCAGGCUGUGUAGCACUUCCCACCCUCAGGCAUGAGUACAGACUGGUCAAAAUGUUUAUGCAGUCAAGGCCAAAGCCUGCCCUGAGCCCAGACACACCUGGGUCCCCAUUCUGGGGCCUGGUCCCCUAAACAAUCUCUUCCUCAGCCAGCACAGGGAAAUCCAGACUCAGGGUUCCAGAAAUCCCCCGUUCCCAAACCAAACCAAUCAUGGAUCUUCCCUUUAAGGGGUAGAAUCAGCCUUUAGAGUUACAAGCCCCUGGAAAAGGGAGCAGGUCCCAUACAAUCAGCCUUUCUCCUCUUCUCUUCUUGGGACAGGAAUAACUGCUGAGCAGUCCCCCUUUGCCACUCCUGGCUGUCUGAGUGGGCACUUGUCUGGCUGCUGGCCAGCAGUGAAGGGCCACUUGGUGACUUCGUAGGGUUCCUUAGAGAAGUGACAUGGCCUUGAGGAGAUUCAGGGCACCUUUCCUCAGUGAGCUUUGAUAUGGUCCAAAAACAGCCUUAAAUCAAGAAUAUUUGUGGAGGUAGGUGUGGGGAAGGUUGGAGAAGAGUUAGGUUUGUGCUUUGUAAUCUUGGCAUCCAUGUUUUGUGCCUGCCCUCCCUCUUGGGGAGGCCAUGCUUGACUCUGCUGAAAGCUGCUAACUGGUGACAGGGUGGAUCAUGGUGAGGACUAGGGGUAAGGUCAGGGAAUGCUUAAGCUCUGGCCCUGCCCUGUAUUCCUCUUCCCCUUGGUAGCAGUUCCCUGACCAAGGGCAAGGUGUGUCUCAGGAAGGUGGUUCUGUGCAUGCCUGGGUGUGGUUAAGGCGUGGCCCAGAAGGCUUCCCUGGUGCUCUCAGUCCAGGCAAAGCCCAGAGCAUCUGAGCACGUCUCUGACUUCCAGUGGCAACACAGUUUGAACGUGGUGAAACAGGGUGUAGUUCUUUUCCACAUUCUGUGUCAUCUAGUCGUGCAGGUAGGGAAAAAGUUGGUCUAAUUGAAGAUUGUGCAUUUCCUAGUGACAGGUGCCAAGAGGUUAUGAUACGGGUUUCUUGGGUCUGAUGUACAGUGUGAAUAAAUGCUUGCAGCUCUUAGCUCUUUUUUGAUCGAUGAAGCACUUUUUUAUUAAUAUUUUCCUUUGUUAAAGGAGGAACCGUAACUCUCCAUAGCUGUACAUAUAACCCUUUUCUCCUAAAGAGGAGUCAGUCAGUGCUCCUAUAUUUUUCAUUUUUUGUCAAAGCAAGAAGUAAAUACUUUAGAAUUGUUAAAUAUAUAAAUAAAGCAAAUAAAGUUGAGUGUUCCACAUGGUAGCAUUUGCUAACACUUCCUAAUUCUUUGCCCUGUGGUUUAUCCCCUCUUCGUCCCUUUUCCCUCUCACACAGAAGUGUUUGAGGGCCUGCUGGGAAACUGACCUUUGGCAAAGGAAAGCUACAGAUAGCCUUCCGACUCUAGACCUUGGCAAGGAGCCUCACCAUGAUGUUCAAGCACUGAACGCAUUUCCUCAGUGAUUUUGCUCCUAAAAUCUCCCAGGCUAAAAGAGGGCAAAGCAGUCAGGGAUCUGACCUGGCAGCUAUUCCUCCUUCUCUGAAGAGUUCCCAUCAGUAGUCAUUACAACUACCUCUCGCCUCAAGGCUCCAUUUUUAGCUGCUGCUCUGAUUUCAGGGCAGCCAGUACUCUGGCCCCUUCAGUCGGGGAGUGGAAGGAGAUGUGGGGUGGGGGUGAGAAAAUGCUUCUGCCUGUUGUUCUUGAAGGAUAGACUAUGGGUGGGCAGAGAGAACUGGGGGCAGAAAUGGAAUUAGAUGUGAUUGGGUUAUGCAGUCAACUAGAGGUCUCCUUCCCGCCCUCUCUCCACACAGAGAGGAACCUCUGCUCCUUAGCUCUUACAGCAGGACUGUGGCAUCUAGUCACUUCAAUACUAGUUCUUGCUCUUCACAGAGGUAGAUUUUUCUUUACCCUACAGCACUGUUGGGCAUCCCUCCCAUCACAUGGGUCUGUGGGUGAGAUAUGUUAUGCUGUUCCUCCCUCGGGAAGGUUGGUAUUGAGGGGUGCCUUGCUCCAGAGGCGCCAGCCCAGCAUCUGUGGUGAGUUGGCUAAGAUCCAGAGUGACCUGCUCAGAGCUCCCCAGAGGCCUUCACUCUUUGGGGCAGUCUCUCUAGGGUCACUUUCUGAAUGUACCUUCUACCUAAAGUAUACAAACACAAAGAGCCAGCUGAGCUGGUUCUAGUGUGAAAGCCGUAAGUGCCACCCAGCAGGCGUUUGAAAACAAGAAAUCAUUCUUCUGUGGAAGGAGAAUGUGCCAUCUCAGCUACCCUCAGUCCGCCAGGCAGCCCAGUCUGUGUAUUCAUAUGAAGUUGUGAAAACCAUGAGUGUGUGCCAUGGCCAUCGUGUCUACACACAGCCACUAUUGUUCCUGUGGGCUAGUCUCCAGCAAAUUAAAACACUGGCAUGGCCUAGGAAGGGCGUUGCGAGCUCCUAAAUGGAAAGCUUCUCUGGGGGUAGGGAGAUGAAGAGCCAAGAUGCUGGUGAAGCAGGUGCAGUGAGGAUCCAAGGCAAGGAAUUGCCCUGAGGGAGGUGGCUGCAUAUGGAGAAAGGCAGUUCUCUGUGGGCAAGGCCAGCUUGCUUCAGGCUGUAGAGGGAAUUUGGUCUGAAGCAACAGGGCAUGAACUGUGACUUUGAGCUGCCAGGUUGUCUUCAUCUCAGAACUUUCCUAUCCUGGCACUCUCGUUACCUUUCUUCUAUACCUUGGCCUCUGUAACUGCAGUCCAAAACAAGUUACAGCUGCCUUAAUCCACUGAGAUUCUCUAUGAGGAUGUACAGAAAAGUUUUCCUGUAAUAAUUUUGCUUAUAUGCUAACUCUUUUCAUGUUAGCAAAGAAUAUUCUAUGAAUUAGAAUGUUACUGUGGUAGAUCUAAAGGAGAAUGAACAGAAGGUGCUGGAGGACCUGUUAAACAAUCUCUGGCUAUUAAAAAACAUCAAGAUGAGAAUUAAAGGCAUAUCCUGAUAUACUUGCCUGCUUGCACAUGAGGCUGGGAGAUCCCAUGCCUGUUGAAGUUAACUCUAGCCCUGACCUCUAUUGAUCUUUUGGGAAUGAGGGCUGAUUUGAAGGUGCUGUUGCAGGAUUUCAUUUAGCUGCUGCCAGUUCAAGUGACCUGUCCCCAGGGCUGCAGCUGUAUCCACCUGAUUGCAGUAGGUGAGGGCUAACAGCAGAAUUUAAAGUGGACCCUGGGCUGUGGAGCAAAGUGACUAUCCAUUUGGACUUUUGGAUAAUGUGGCAGGAGUCCCAGCUGUUUAAUUUCUAGUCACAUUUUCCAGAAAGUUGUUCUAAGUUGAGAUUACUGACAAGAUUUCUCAAGGGCAGGACCAGAUAUGUGAGAGACUUCUAGUUCAGAGCUGACCCCUCUAAGCCUCUGACACUUAAACACGAGUCCUGCUGUCCCCAGCACACAACUGCACUGAAGCCUUGUUCCUCUCGGCUGGUGUAGAGCUCAUCUGCAUGUUGUGUGCAGAUACCAGUAGCCUCCCUGCUUGAACAGGCCUCUCCUAGGCUAGGCAGGUGUUCAGAGGCAUGAAGGUCUGGGCAGGGGAAGGGCGUCUUCUGAAAUGGGAGUUACCAGGUUUUUAAAUGCUGCUAUUGUUUUAUUUACCAUUUAAGGUCUUUUCUAUUAUAUCUGAGUAACUAGUCAGUUUUUCUUACAGUGCUCAUAGCAGUUGUAUUUGAAUUGUAUUUUCAGUGAAAUUUGUUUUACAUUGCCAUUUAAAAUUGGCCUUUAACAGCUUCCCAACUAGCUUAUAAGAUUUUUUUUUUUAAUGAAAACAUAACCCAUGAGGCUCAGAUGCUGUUGAAGAAAUAAAUGGUAUGUUGCUGCUGACAGUAGUGCUUGCCUAUUGUAACAGCAUUGGUUCUGCUGUAGCCUCGGUGACCAUUUAAGUUGAAUAAAUCUGUCAUUUUCACCCACAAACAGUUGUUGAGCCCCUGGAUUUGGGUUGUCACUGUGGUUCUCCUGCCAGUGCUAUAAUCCAGUGUCGUAGGUGCAGGGUAUGAAUCAGCUCAGCCUCUUAGGAGAGAGGGGCUCUCAGCGAGGAGGGGGCGGGGGGGGGGUCACUAUUUAUCUUCCAGAGGCAGGGUUCAUGGAUUCCUGAUGUUUAGAGGCGGAAGGGACCUUAGGUCACCUACUUCCACGGUUUUCAUACUGUUCUCUGGGGCCUCGUGGAGAGGGAGCCUCCAGGCCCAUUCAAAGCUUUAUUAGAUUUAAAAGUAAGAUCUGGUAUGAAGAAAGGUUUUGUUUGUUUCUUAAAAUAAAAAGUCUGAAAAUCACUAA